Nilaparvata lugens (brown planthopper) is the source of this 2205-nucleotide messenger RNA. RefSeq names its product BTB/POZ domain-containing protein 3-like. Gene Ontology annotation, biological process: neurogenesis. Lineage: Eukaryota; Metazoa; Arthropoda; Insecta; Hemiptera; Delphacidae. Gene Ontology annotation, cellular component: cytosol; P-body. Gene Ontology annotation, molecular function: protein binding. Bases 256 to 1581 code for a protein of 441 amino acids. The transcript has a single exon. The record is from RefSeq and is a predicted model, not a curated record.
GCUUUCAGAGAUAAAUCGGUUCUCAUUAACUUUAUUAUACUAGCAGUUGAAUUGCAUUUCACAAUCCAUAGUGCUUGUCAAUAGUGUUCCAUAGUUUCUUUGAUCGAAUAGUUUGAAUCAUUUUCGUGUGUAGUUUUAUGAAUGAAGUUGACUUCAAUAUAAAAUCGUGCACCAAGUACCUAUAAACAACAUUCUUGCAACAAUUCUCAUAUUAUUUGUAAAUCAACCGAGUGUUAAACAAACAAUCAAACAGACAUGACGAGUUCCACUCCAGAAUCCUUGAAGAGCAAGUUUGAACUUUGCCUCAAUAACGACGAUUUAAGUGAUUGUGAAUUCUUGGUUGGUGAACAAAAGUGUAGAAUCAAAGGACAUAAACUGUUGUUUGGCAUCUCUAGUCCUGUUUUUCGAGCUAUGCUGUAUGAUGGACUCCACAAUGCUUCAACUUUCGAGGUAAAGGACGUUCAACCUGAUGUCUUUCAAGGUAUGAAACAAUUUAUCUAUACAGAUAGUGUAAAUUUCUCCUCAGGUCUACAAGCGUGUUCAGUAUAUCUGGUCUCUUGGAAAUAUGUAAUUCCUGAUCUUAUGUCAAAAUGUGUUCAAUACAUCGAAGACAAUAUAUCUGUUUCUGAAGUGUUGGACGUUUAUGAGUUUUCACACCAGAAUAACAUACCAGACAUUGAAAAACAUUGUUUGACGGUCUUUCAGAACAAAACUAGAGAAGUAAUGCAGAGUGAAAAGUUUCUGUCAACUGAUAUUCAUACACUAGAAACAAUUUUGAAACUGGACUCAUUGAGUUUGGACUCUGAACUGGAGUUGUUCAAGUAUACGGAAAAAUGGGCUCUUGCAGAGGCUAAUCGGCGAAAAAUAGAUUUGCAGGCAGAAUAUUUCAAUUGCAUCAAAAGGCACAUACGUUUUUCGACAUUUGAUAAAGAUCAAUUUCAAGAAGGACUGUCCGAGUCUGAUCUGCUAACUGCAGAAGAAAAAAUUCCGAUUUUAUACAAUUUAUUGGGUUUUGAGAAUAAAUCACCACAGAUGACUGCUCCCGUAGCUGUGCCCCGAAUUUUCAGAGAAGGAGAAGGAGGAGUAGAAGCUGAAAUAGAAGAUAAAGAAGAAGAAAAAGAAGAAGGUGAAGAAGAAGAAGAAGAAGAAGAAGGAGAAGAAGAAGAAGAAGAAGACGACGACGACGACGAAGAAGAAGAACAAUGCCAGAAAUGGACAAAAGUGUCAAAUAAUAUCUUCAAAUGGACAAAAGUGUCAAAUAAUAUCUUCAAAUUAGAAAGGCUUGCAAAAAACGGCAAAUGUAUCCAUACGACGCGUGUGGAGUUAUCAGAAAAAACAAUUAAAUCAUUGGGUGAACCAGACGAAAUAGUAGCCAGUGUCAUGAAAAAUCACAAUUUCAGUUUAUGCUCGAUUGAGAAGUUGAACGAUUCCGAAGAGGAAACUUCGGAUAUGAAAAUGAUUGAUACUAUUUUAAGAAUUAGAAAUAGUGAAGAAAAUAUGUCUUUAUGUAUUUAUCUUAAAUUCCUAUUAAGAGAAAAUAUUUUUGAAUUGGAAAUUUCCGAGUUACAAAAAGAUGAGUAACUGGUAAUUUUAACUGUUAAAAUUAUUAUUCAUUUUAUUUGUUCACUUACCCCGAUCAGUGUGUCAAUGAUAUAAUAUGAACUACCUACCCGUAAUUACAAUAUAUAGCAGGAUAGGCCUAUUCAUGACAUUAGUGGGUACGGUACAUAUAACUAUAUUGUCUAAGUCUUAGUUCUGAAAUACAUAUUAUAUUGAUGUAAAAUUCUUUAUUCAGACUGUACUCGUCUACUCAGUUAUGUAAUAUGACUUAUCAAUAAUAAAGUUAUGUCAAUAAUAAAAAUAAACCAACCACCUGUUAUGACGAAUGUGACACAGUGAGCGAUGUGCCAAAUUAUGUUAUGUCACAGAACCAUGGUAACUGAAAUCAAUAUGAAGAAAUAUUACAGUAAUAGACUUUACUUUGUAAACAAGUGAAUUCAACAGUAUCUCUUUCAUCUAUGAAUAAAGAAAGAUAUAUAAAUAUUAGAUAUAUCUAACUAUACAAAAACCUAUUAUACCGUUUAUUCACCACUUUUUGAUUGCUUUGAUUGAAAUGCCUUUGUAAUGCUCACACGAAAAAGUUUGAAAGUAUUUUAGGAAUAAUAUGGUUGUUUUAUGAUAAUGAAAUAAACUGAAUUUUGGUAA